GAGUGAUCUAAAGAAAAGAUAUUUCACAAAUUUAUCUACUGAUUGGAAGAGGAUCUAUGAGCUUGAUAAGAGAGUUCCUCCAUUUAAUUGGAUGACUCUCAUUAUCGAGUGGGAGGGUGAGAAGAAGAAAAUAUGUGAAACGGCAUCGGCGAAUCGUAGAUCAAAGCUAUACGAUCACUUUUUAGGAGCUACUUCUUAUGCUCAGAUCGAGCAUAAGUAUUUGAGCGAAAACCCGGACGCUUUGACUAUGCCCCCGACUCUUCUGGCUAAAAGAGCUUAUACACCACCCCAGGGCUAUGAAAAUGUAGAGGGAAAUGACAAAAAGGUGGAGAAAAUUAAUGAAUUGAACGCGGCGCUGGAAGCUUCUCAAAACGAUGUCUUCACCCGUGUCACGCAGUCUCGAAGUACAGAGGACACUCCUGUAGAGCCUAACCGCAUGACCAGAGACGAGUGGAUGGAAGUUGUCGACGGAGCUUACGGUUUACACUCAAGAAAGAAAGGAAGAGUGCCUCUGUCAAGUACUAGAGUUAAGACACUCACCACCACCAAUAAGCCUAGCAGCCAAUCUGUGACAUCGACGCGACACAGUGACACGUCAUAUGUCGUAGGUAAGAUUGGAAAAUACUUAAUGAAGAAUGUUGAAAUUCCAUUGGCUUUAAGUUUUCUUCCCACUAUUAAGCACGAGUUAAGUGGUGCACAAACGACUUGGGAUGUCGUUCAGCGACUCAUCGAUUCUCAACCCGUAAAGGACUUGCUUCCGCAGUCUAUAUACGCGGAUAUUAUGGUGUUGGCAUUUGAUGAGCAUGCAGCUGCAAGUGGUGGAGAGGCUAGAGGAGGUACCGUCGUAGGAAGCAGCAGUACGGUACGACAUCCUAAUGCAGCCGCCACCGAUGAUAGGGAUCACGACGAUAGGGACCACGACUAUGAUGAGUGAGUGAUGAGUUAGACUUUUUGGUAACUUUUGUGGACUUUUGGAUUGUGUUAAACAUAUUAUGACCUCCUGAUUAUGUGAACUUUUGGAUUGUGUUGAACAUAUUAUGACCUCCUGAUUAUGUAUAUAUGUGAAUUGUUAAAUGUUAAUAUUGUUGGAUGUGAAUCGAUGAAUGUAAAUGUUAGUAUUGUUGGAUGUGAA
Molecule: messenger RNA, 1132 nt
Organism: Asparagus officinalis (garden asparagus)
Lineage: Eukaryota; Viridiplantae; Streptophyta; Magnoliopsida; Asparagales; Asparagaceae
Exons: 5
Coding region: 92-934 (280 amino acids)
Source: RefSeq, a predicted model, not a curated record